Molecule: messenger RNA, 3344 nt
Organism: Neurospora tetraspora
Lineage: Eukaryota; Fungi; Ascomycota; Sordariomycetes; Sordariales; Sordariaceae
Product: ADC synthase
Exons: 1
Coding region: 182-3037 (951 amino acids)
Biological process (GO): 4-aminobenzoate biosynthetic process
Cellular component (GO): cytoplasm
Molecular function (GO): aminodeoxychorismate synthase activity
Source: RefSeq, a predicted model, not a curated record
AUUUUGUUAAACGAAUGUCACCACUGACUCACAAAAUCAGCGCAAGACCUCAUUUUUUCCCCAUUUUGUGUAGGAAGCGUUGCUCGGUGGACUGGUUGUUAAAGAAAAGGGGUUUUAUUUCGUUCCUGCAGCGCAGCACACCCCUUCCGUCAUUAAAUUUUCCUUCGCAUGCAAGGAAGGCAUGGACGACCAACCCAAUUCCGAGUCUAACACCAACAUGGUUACACCCACCCAUCCUUCUCUUAUUGAUUCUUCUUCUUCCGAGUCGUCUUCAUCACACCCUCCUUCGUCUGAACCUCACAUCACCAACGGCAACCAUGUCUCUCCAACAAAAACACGCAACAAUGAGAACAGGAAGGAGAAAAAACACAAAAUCCUCUUCCUAGACGCCUACGACUCCUUCUCCAACAACAUCACCUCCCUCCUCACCACCCUCCUCGACGAUGUAGACGUCUACGUCCUCUCCAUCGACUCUCCUCUCCUUAAUCCCGCCUCUCCCGAUUUUGGCCAGCGGUUCCGCAGGGAACUCGCCCAGUACACGGCCGUGGUAUGCGGUCCCGGACCGGGAUCGCCCGAUAAUGAUGCGGAUGUUGGGUUGAUGAAUUAUGUUUGGCAGCUUCAGCUCGAUGCUGCUGAGAAAGGAAGUAACGGUGGAGAAGGUGGACUGCUUCCCGUCCUGGGCAUCUGCCUUGGGUUUCAGAGCUUGGUGAAGUAUGGUGGUGGAGAGGUGAAGAGGCUUAAGAGGGGGUUGCAUGGGAUGGUUAGGGAGGUUUUGCAUCGUCCUGAUGCCAACGGUGGUGAUGGCAAUAUCUUUCGGGAUGUGAAGCCGUUCAAGGCGACGCUUUAUCACUCGCUUUGUGGCGAUAUUGGUCAACAUGAGGUUUCUGAGGCGGACUGGAGGGAGGGAGGUACGAAGUGGAAGCCUAUUAAAGGGUGUGCAGAUCUCUUGCCGCUGGCGUGGGUGGAGGAGGAGCGCGACGACGGGGAAGUAGAGAGGAUCCUGAUGGGGGUGAAGCAUCUGAGGAAACCAUUUUGGGGGUUGCAGUACCAUCCCGAAUCCGUGUGUACGGAGCAAGAAGGGAACAAGGUCAUUGAGAACUGGUUCAAAGAGGCGCUGAGGUGGAAUGAAGCGAGGGGGAGGGUGGUGAUGGAAGUUGGUGAGGGUGAGAGGUUGGCGCAUCAGGCUACUAAGCCGAGUUUGCUGUCGAGGUUACAGGUUCCGGUUGGCGACGAGCAGACGACGCUUUCUACUACUACUACUACUAGCGAGAGGAAGAUUUGGUGGGAGCGCAUGGGAACGAGACCUGAGCACCGUUCUGCCACGGUCCGUCUGCCGCACGGCGUGCAGGUGUCGGACGUGGUGGAAGAGCUGGGCCUGGAUGGCUCUGACAAGGUCGUGGUUUUGGAGUCUGCGAAUGCGACUGCUACGGCGUCAGCGAGGGCAGAUGUGAGAGGUCGGUACAGCAUCAUCGCGGCGGGACUGGAAGAGGCGCUGCGGCUUGAGUACCAUACUGGUGACGAGUAUGCUACUUUCAAGCUACAGAAGGUCAAUGGCUUGCAGGUUGAUCUGUCUGAGCGGGUCUUCCUCGGUCCUUAUGGUGGGAUAUGGGGUCUUGUGGCCAGUUUCCAGGAGAUGCGCAGCCUUGGAGGUGGUGUUGAGCUUCCGGAUCUACCGUUCCUGGGAGGAUUCAUGGGUUUCAUCACCUACGAACAAGGCCUGAGUGACAUCGAUAUCCACUUGGAGAACCGUCAACACCACCGGCCUGAUGUCUGUCUGGCAUGGGUAACAAAGAGCGUGGUCAUAGAUCAUACUCUUGGCUUGGCCCAUAUUCAGGAGCUGUACUCUUCUGAUACGGACUUGGACGAUGAUGCCUGGAUGCGUAGCACCGCAGACCGGCUUUUAUCAACUUCAGCUCAUCACCAACACCAAUUCCUCAACAAUUUGCCUUCACCCGCCAAAAAGGCGAAGACGCGCCGUCCAUCUACAAGCACCUCGAUACAAACACCUUUGACCAAGGAAUACGAAGCCAGGGUGAAAACCUGUCAAGAGUUCAUCGCAGCUGGCGACUCCUACGAGCUCUGUCUCACAGAUCAGACCAAGAUCACCCGGCCCCUGAGCGACAUGAUCCCAUCAGCUACUUCCCAGGAACAUCACGCACCGCAACAACAACGGCCAACAAGCCCAACCUUCAACCGGAAGCAGCAACAGCGACGUCGCUCCUCCUCCCUCGUACCCACGACGACCUCAACCCCCGUCCCCUCCUCCUGGCAUCUCUACAAAACGCUGCGCUCCCGCCAACCAGCCCCAUUCGCGUCCUACCUCCGCCUCGGCGGCGCAACCCUCGUCAGCGCGUCGCCCGAGCGCUUCCUGACGUACGACCGGCACGGGCGGUGCUCGAUGCGGCCGAUGAAGGGCACGGUGCGCAAGUCCGAAGCGGUGUCAACGCUCGAGCAGGCCGAGAAGAUCCUGCACGUGCCCAAGGAGGAGGCCGAGAACUUGAUGAUUGUCGACCUGGUCCGGCACGACUUGCAUUCGAUUUGCGGAGCGGGGAAUGUUGAGGUGAGCGAUUUGCUCAAGGUGGAGGAGUAUCAGAGUGUGUUUCAGAUGAUUACUGUUGUCGAGGGGCAACUACCCUCGCCCUCCUCUGACAACAAGAAGAAAUACACGGGACUGGAUGUCCUCGCGGCUAGUUUGCCGCCGGGGAGCAUGACGGGAGCCCCCAAGAAACGCAGCUGCGAACUGUUGCAGCAGAUCGAGCAGCACCGUGAGCGCAGUUUGUACUCGGGUGUGGUCGGAUACAUGUGUGUCAGUGGGAGAGGAGACUGGAGCGUGACGAUCCGAAGUCUGUUUCGGUGGGACGACGAGCGGGUAACUGUGCAGGUUCAGGGAGAAGAUGGUCAGAGUGAGGAAGAGCAUGAGGUGUGGCAUAUCGGCGCUGGAGGAGCGGUUACCAUUCUGAGUACCCCUGAGGGUGAGCGAGAAGAGAUGUUUACGAAACUCGCUGGGCCGUUGAGGGUGUUUGCGGACCUGGGUUAGACUCGAAGAAUGGGGGUCUAUGGCGAGCAGAGCUGGUCUGAGGCCAGAGGCUGUGGAAGAAAGGGAGGACGAAAACAAAAGUGGAAUAAAUUCAUCAUUUUGGGCUCAGGCGUACAUUAGGGUUGGAAGAACACGAUAUUCAACGUAUCUAGAGGGUGGUCUUGGUGUCAAGGUUAAAAUGGGUUGGAGUUUUGUGGCUGUCAUAUUGGCUCAACGGAUGCAUACCUUAUGGCGGGACUAAAAAGUAGACAUUUCAACACGAUGCAUUGCAGGUAGAGAGAAAGAAGACGCCAAGUCCUCUCGCUAG